Sarcophilus harrisii (Tasmanian devil) is the source of this 473-nucleotide messenger RNA. RefSeq names its product cytochrome b-c1 complex subunit 8. The record is from RefSeq and is a predicted model, not a curated record. Gene Ontology annotation, biological process: mitochondrial electron transport, ubiquinol to cytochrome c. The transcript has 3 exons. Bases 103 to 351 code for a protein of 82 amino acids. NCBI's taxonomy places the organism in Eukaryota, Metazoa, Chordata, Mammalia, Dasyuromorphia, Dasyuridae.
UAUUCCACCCGCCUACUUGCCCCGGAAGUGUAAGAGUCGCGAGGUCCGAGCCGCCGUCUGGAGGGCAAAGCGUCCUGAGGAAGGACCGAAGGCGCCGCGAAGAUGGGCCGCGAGUUCGGGAAUCUGAUCCGAGUGAGGCACAUCAUUUCCUACAGCCUCUCUCCGUUUGAACAGAGAGCCUUCCCCAGCUACUUCACCAAGGGCAUCCCGAACGUGAUUCGCAGGACUCAGGACAGCAUUCUGCGGGUCGCCCCUCCAUUUAUAGGCUUAUACUUCCUCUAUACCUGGGGAACGCAGGAGUUUGAGAAAUCAAAGAGGAAGAAGCCAGCUGAUUUUGAAGAAAACAAAUAAGCAACACAGAGGAAAGUACAACAGUCUUGGUUCCUUGGAGGUCAGCUUUUGUGAUUCCAAUAGAAGAAGAGUGUAUAAAAUAGUUUGAAGAUGCAAUAAACUUGACAUUUCACAAACUGUAA